CAAUUCACAAAAGAACAAUUUCUCAGUUUUCAAUCGAUCAUGAUACUAUUCUCAUGACCAAUGGCCAACAUUAAUCAAUUCGCCCUCUAACUAAAUCAUUCACCAAAUUAUUCACACCCUCUCAGCGAUCAACACUAAAACCAGGCAUGGGGAGCAACGCUGAUGGGGAGUCGGAGGAUGCCACGCAGUUGACGGCGGAGCUGGGCAGAACCCUAAAAGAUGGGGAGAGGAUCCUCGGCCCGACCCGACGGCCCGACGGGUCCCUACGCAAGCCUAUUCGGAUUCGUGCCGGCUACACACCCCAGGACGAGGUCGCCAUUUACCAAUCGAGAGGCGCACUCGUGAGUGACUCAUGCUUUCUUCAGUGGAAGAAGGAGAUGGCGGCUAUUCAUGAGGUGCCGCCGGGAUAUGAACCGGUAGAGGAGACUAAACCGAAGUCCAAAGCAGCUAAGAGGAAUGAGAGGAAAAAAGGGAAGCGCCAGCAGGCUGCUCUAGACAAGGGUAAAAGUUCAGAACAAAAUGAUACAUCUCCUGCUGACAGUUCGGCUGACGUGCCAGAAAAUGUAGAUUUCGUUGAAUCAAAGAUGAAUGGCCUCUCUCUUUCCGGGAGUUCCUCGGUGGUUGCACCUUCGGAUGCAUUAAAUGAGUGCGCAAGUCCCUCGGAGCAAGUUCAAGAUAUUGAUAAGAAGAUUCGAGCACUAAAAAAGAAGAUUCGGCUGACUGAAGCACAACAGCAGAAAGCUUCUGAAAAGGACCUGAAGCCGGAACAAUUGGAGAAGGUGGCAAAAUUGGAUGGGUGGCGCAAUGAGUUGAAGCUUUUAGAAGACAAGAAAGCCGAAUUAACGGGAUCACUUUCUUGAUGCAAGGUUUUGGAGCGGGAUUAGUCGAUAAGUGAUGUUCGGGAUUGGCCAAUGCUUGUGCUGUUAUGACCUGCCAUGAUCCUUUUAUCAAUUCACAUAAACCUACUAUGGUCUUGUGGAGUUGGGUCGCCACUGACGAGUCCUGGUCGUUUUACCUAUCUAGUAACAGACUUGAAUCUUGAGUGGACUAUUUGAAAUUUAUUUGCUAUUAUUUCUAAUGUUUCGACUUCUAUUAUUGUUACGUUUGAUCAAAAUGAAAUUAUAUUAUAUUUAUUUACGUCCGAUCUAAUUGCCCGCCUCAUCACUAUGAUGUAAAAGAAACAAAUCAUUUAAAUUCUAUUGUAUUUUCACGUUUGAUCAAAUUGUCUGUCAAGAUUACACCACAGAGAUUGAAAGGAUCUACAUUUGUAGUGCUAUGUUUUCAGUUUUGAUUUUCUUCACUAGCACUACAAUGUUUUCAGUUGGAUACUCCGUUUAAAUGUAAUUCCAAUGUAAUUUAAUUUUAUCUCUGUUGGAAUAGACAAUGAAAUUUUUCAUUGGAAGUUAUACUAAUGAAAUAUUCGUUCAAAUUUUC
Molecule: messenger RNA, 1434 nt
Organism: Striga asiatica
Lineage: Eukaryota; Viridiplantae; Streptophyta; Magnoliopsida; Lamiales; Orobanchaceae
Source: the annotation of a GenBank genome assembly